Messenger RNA from Ylistrum balloti, 10023 nucleotides. Its product is annotated as histone-lysine N-methyltransferase 2C-like. Gene Ontology annotation, cellular component: MLL3/4 complex. Lineage: Eukaryota; Metazoa; Mollusca; Bivalvia; Pectinida; Pectinidae. Gene Ontology annotation, molecular function: histone H3K4 methyltransferase activity; histone binding; transcription coactivator activity. The transcript has 46 exons. The record is from RefSeq and is a predicted model, not a curated record. Gene Ontology annotation, biological process: positive regulation of transcription by RNA polymerase II. The annotation marks the transcript as partial.
AUGUUCUAUAUAGGAACCGAAGAAACGAAGAUAGAGGAAAGCUCUGUCUCAGCCUCCAUAUCAAAAGCCGCCAUUUUGGAUUUGAACUCUGACAACAGCCAGUCUCCCUCGUGUGCACCACCUGAUAUUACCAGCACGGAUCAUAGGUUCCCUGUCAGUGGAAAUCACACGGAGUUGAGUGAACCACCUGACUUAAAUCCAGAGGAGCAUACCGGCUUGUUAGAUCACCAGUCACGCAGUCCUGAUGUAUUGGUCACAACUGUAGAGCAAGCAGACGUGAGCAAUUCCAGUGAGCCACCCAAUAUAACUGGGGCAGAUGCAUUCCCAUACACAGGGGAGGCCAGUGAUCCGGAUGACGCCAUACCAAUAGACUGUCCAGAGUUUCAGCAUAGUCUUGAUCAGCCUCAUCAGUCAGAUCAGUCUUUAGGAAUACUGUUAUCAGAUGAUUUCAACCCGGAGGAAUCGGAACACCAGGACCCAUACUUUGGAGACAACCAAACUUCUACAGAGCUUUUAGAUUCUGAUGACUGCUCUCCUGAAGGGUUUCUGGCAUCCUCUUUCCCAGAAUCCAAUUUAGCGGAAUCUUUACAAGCUGUCGCUCCUGGUGAUAUUCUUGCUGUUUCUCUACCCCAGCCUCCACCUAUCACACUAAAACUCUCCACUCCACCUAUUAAACGUGGCCCAGGGAGGCCCAGAAAAGAUGGUGUUGGUCCAAUUCAGAGAAAGAGAGUCUCUCUUGGUAAAACCAGCACUAAGAGCUCCAUAAAGAAGGGGGUGCACAUCCAUCCAAGCUUUGCAGGUCUUGUGCGCUCGUUUCAAGGCAGUGUUAUGGAUUCAGUACCUAUGGAGUCUACAACCCAGGACGCCACACAGGUUGUGGCGUCAGAUAUUGCAGGGCCAUCAUCUAUGAUGCUGGAUUACGAUCAGGACGUGCCUGGCAUGGCUAUGGAAGAUGACCAGGCUUCAUCAAGUUACUCUGUGAUGUCAGGAGAGGGCUCUGAUCCUCUAGAACCAUUGAUGCCCACAAAGCUGUGCAGUUUGUGUAACUGUGGAGAGCGUAGCCUGCUGGGACAGGGCGAGUUGGGGAGGUAUGAUCCCACCCCAGGCUUUAACCCACUGAAGAAGACAUUAGGAAAGUCUCGCAAUAAAACACCUGAGUUUGAUGAGCGUACCACGAGUGAGAAAGGUCCAAAGCCUCUGACAUGGAGACGCCAUAGAGGACCACUAAAGGGCAACAAUGAUAUUCUACAACUUAACAGGGAGCGUAGCAAGUCCCCCCGUCGGUAUCCCCAUAAUUCGGAUGAAGACCCUACCUGUAUACUUGGUGAUGAGCUGAGUAUGGUUGGACAUCCAGAAGAUAUAGACCUAACACAGGUGUUUGAGCCAUCAGGACACACACUGGCCCACCACUGUUGUGCAGCAUGGUCUGAGGGAGUGGUACAGACACAUGAUCUGCUGCUCAAAUAUGUUGACAGGGCUGUGUAUACUGGUUUAUCUCAAAAAUGCAGUUAUUGCCGUAACUAUGGUGCUACUAUCAACUGUCGUGUGACCAAGUGCAAUAAGAAAUAUCAUUAUCCAUGCGCAUCAGCAAGGGGCUGUUUCCAGGAUAUAAAGACUCUAUCAUUGCUGUGCCCUGACCACACUGACCAGGCAGAAACUAUAGCGGGUGAGGAGGCUCUAUGUGUUAUAUGUGACCUGGUGGGCAACAUUUCUGAGCAGCUUUUCUGUACAAGCUGUGGUCACCACUAUCAUGGCAGUUGUUUGCAUCCCUCUGUGGCCAUGACACCAGAAGUCCGUGCUGGAUGGCAGUGUCCAGACUGUAAGAUCUGUCAGAUGUGUCGACACCCUGGAGAAGACAGUAAGAUGCUGGUGUGCGACACAUGUGAUAAAGGAUACCACACAUUCUGUCUCAAGCCUGUCAUGACAACAAUCCCUAAGAAUGGCUGGAAGUGCAAGAACUGCCGUGUUUGUGGUGACUGUGGUUCAAGAACACCUGGUAGUGGUCCUAGCUCUCGAUGGCACCUCAACUACUCCGUCUGUGAUAGCUGUUACCAACAGAGAAACAAAGGCUUGUCCUGCCCACUGUGUGGGAAGGCUUACCGACAGUUCACACAAAAGGAGAUGAUACUGUGUAAUACAUGUAAAAAACAUGUUCAUGCUGAGUGUGAUGAGACAAUUGACUCGGGCUUGCUGCAGAAAGUUAAAGAAGGACUAGACACCGAUUAUACCUGUGCUUUUUGUCGCAACAGAGACCCUGAUCUUACUAGCCCCUCACAUCCCCACCCUCACGGGGAGGGACAUGGCAUUGGCAGCAAGGGAGGAAAACUUAGUGCUAUGAGUCGCAAGAAGAUGGGUGCUGGUAGGCCAAGGGGGAGACCACUUGCACCAGAAAAGAAGAAACGCCCUCCAACAUUUGGGGAAAGGAAAAGAGGACCAAAGCCAAAAUUAAAAACUGGUCAGCUUGGUAUUUCUGGGCAGAUAACUUCUGCACCAGCUGGAGAAUCUAAAAAUAAAGCCCAGGAUGACGAUGAUGAUGGAGAUGAUCAUCCAACCACACUCAUUUUAGCCAACUCUAAAGACGAAUUUGUAUUGGAACAGGAUGUUUGUAAGAGCUGUGGUAGUUUUGGGAAGGGAAAGGAGGGCAAGCUUAUAGUGUGUACCCAAUGUGGACAGUGUUACCAUCCUUACUGUGUCAGUGUCAAAGUGACCAAGGUUGUGCUACAGAAAGGAUGGCGGUGCUUAGAUUGUACUGUGUGUGAGGGAUGUGGCAAACCCCAUGACGAAGGUCGACUCAUUCUGUGUGAUGAAUGUGACAUCAGCUACCACAUCUACUGUCUUGAUCCACCACUUGACCAUGUCCCAAAAGGCACCUGGAAAUGUAAAUGGUGCGUGAUGUGUGUGAACUGUGGGUCUACCACGCCAGGGUUUGGCUGUCAGUGGCAGAACAAUUACACACAGUGUGGACCAUGCAGUAGUAAACAGGAAUGUCCAGCCUGUCAGAAAUACUACCAUGAGGAUGAACUAGUUAUCCAGUGUGUCCAAUGUGACCGCUGGAUUCAUGGACACUGUGACCAGCUGAAGAAUGAGGAUGACGCUGAGCGUGCUGCAGAUUUUGGGUACCACUGUCUGUUCUGUCGACCCAAGACUGGUCAGCCAGGUCCAUUGCCACCCCCACCACCGCCAUCACCCCCAGAGGAGAUAGAAAUGAAGCCUCUCUCUCCACCACCACCGCCACCACCACCACCUCCCCCUCUGAUGCCACUAAGGGAGCCAGAACCUCCAAAGAAAUUUUUCUUGGAUGGAGUGUGCCUGUCCGAGUCUGGUCACCAGCAGAUACAGAGUAUCACUGUCCAAGUGCCGAAGCCCAAACGUGUGCGAAAGAAGAUUGAAGUGAAGCCGCCAGUCUCAGAGGGGGCUGGCAUUCCUCCUCAAGGUCCUUCUGUUGCACGCUUAAUGUCCAUGCAGAGUCAGUCUUCUGUUGAUGGUGAAGAAUCCCUAGAUAUCCUCAAAGAUGAUGACGGAAAGUUGGUGGAUCUUGGUGAGGGGUUAAGUAUUCCCCCAUCAGCCUUAAUGGAAGGAGACAUUGGACCUGAUGGAAUGGGACUCCUAAGUCCCACCCUCGCACCUGGACUGCCAGUGACUACUGAUGGGGCACCUGUCCCAGAGAAAAAGAAGAGAUGUAGACGUAACACAGUCAAUAUAGGUAUUGGGGGCUUUAUGGUACGUAGCAGAGUAAGGCCACAGGCAAAACAACAGCAGACAGAGACAGUAGCAGCUACAGUAGAGGAGGGUCAGCCAAAACCUGAAGCAAACAUUGAAGCGACAGAUAAACAGCCAGCUGAUGGAGAAACACCUACUGAAGAACCCAAAAAGAAACGGAUACGACGAACAAAGAAAAAGAGUGCUCUAGAAGAAAACUUCCCAUCUUACAUGCAGGAGGCCUUUUUUGGUAAAGACAUACUUGAGAAGACGAAAACAACUAGCAAGGAGUCUGUGAAAAUUGAUUCUGGGUCAGACUUGGAUGAGUCGAGGUCCUCUCCAAUGAACCUUGAUUUAAGGGGAGAUAAUCAAGCCAUAGUUGGUCAGGGAUUACUUCCAACACCCACAGUCAAGGUGCCAUCCAGUAGUCACCUGCUGCCCUCUGUUGGCCAACCUCUCUUGAAUCCCUUGGGUGUUACAGGAAGCAAUGAUGAUUUACAAGACAGUGAUCUAGAGUUACUGCCAGAUCCAUUACCACAGGAUGAGGAGUUACUCAGCAUCAUCAACAAAGAACUGGCCAAGGACCCGAAUGAUUUACCAAUACUCUCAAGUGGAACGAUGGAACCAGAAUCUCGUUCAGAGGAAUCUAGUCAAAAGCCUGAACAUCAAGCCAACCUGGAUGGUAUCCUAAGUCCUAGUAUUGAUGAGGAUGAGAAAAACUUGGAUGUUGACAAGAUUUUUACUGAUGGUCUAGUGCACAUGGAUAUUAAGACUGUAGAAGAUAUCUUUAAAGGUGUGCUGGAACCAGAUCCUCGUCCAUCAGGUCCUCCUGCUCCCCCAGGAUUCAACAUGCCUGGUCCUGCCCCACACAUUCCUGGACAGGAGCAGCCUCACCCUCCAGGCAUGGACCACCCACAGGUCCCCAUGAAUCCAGGCAUGGGGCAAGCACCACUGGCACCUCUGGUCAUGCCACCACCCAAAGGCUUUCCCUCUAACUACAGUCCAAGUUCCAUGAGUCCUGGAGGCUUCCCAAACAACCAGCCACCAUGGCAACAGGUGAUGGCCCAGGAGGAGGAGCAGCAAGAACAGGUGACAAGUCGUAGGAACAUGCAGAAGUGGGAGUCGGACGAGGAACUGGGAGAGCAUGCCACUAUAUCAGCUGUUCUUUACUGCAAUCUCAAACACCCAGAACUACGUCGUGAACACCCAGAUUGGCAAGAAAGGGUGAAGAAGAUAGGCAAGAUCUGGAGGCAGUUACCAUCAGAUGAUAAACAACCAUAUUUGCUUCAAGCAAGAAAAAAUCGAUCAUCUAGUAAAGGACAGAAAGCAAGAAAGGCAAAGCGAGAGCAGGCAGCAGCAGCAGCCAUGGGACCUCCUCCUUUACCCUCCUACUCUCAGCCUACCACACCAGAUGGCCUUGGCUCGCCUAUGUCUGGUAUGGCGCCAGGACAAGAGAUCUGCAGCCCUCUUGGCCGCAGCAACAGCAACUCUCAAAUCAUGGCACCAAAGACACCAGAUGGUCAAUCCCCCAGUCACUUGAUGGGAGGUGUGCCACUAAGUCCUAGCCAUCCUGGUGGAGUCCAGUCUAUGAUGCACCUUCAGGACCCCUACGCUCAGCCACCAGGGACUCCUAUGUCUAUGGACAUGGCUGGGAUGGGCCCUCGACCAAUGCGCCCACAGAUCCGGCCUCCAGAUCCAUAUGCCCAGGCUCCUGCCACACCAAGACCUCAUGACCCCUUUAGUCAACCUCGCCCACAGGGGCCAUUCCAGCCAGGGAUGAAUAUGCAAAGACCACAAGACCCAUAUGGGCAGCACCCAGGGACACCUCGCCAGCCAAACAUGUACCCUCAACAUGAGGCCACACCACGCCCUCCUGGGCCAUACAACCAUCCUGCCUCCUCGCUACCCCCUGACCAAAUUGGGGGACCCUUCAGAGGACCCCCAGGACGAGUGCCUGAUCUAUUCAACCAAGAAAACAAUGCCUACUCUCAACAAAUGGCAACAGGAAGAAGUUCUGUACCAACAACACCUCAACAGUCCCCGUCAAAACCUCAGUGGCCUGGUAUGGCCCAGGAAUCUGACCCAUAUGAGCAUCCAGUCCCUACUCCAAGACCUGUGAUGCCUAGUAGUGUGGAGGGCAUAUCCUCACCGUCUACUCCACAGACACCAACAUCACAGCCCUAUGAUCCAUUCUCACAGCACCCUUCAGUGCCCACUCGUUCAGGACCGCUACCGGGCAUGACUAAACCAAUGUUGUCCAGACAGGCCUCUGUGACAUCUGACCCAUAUGCACACCCUCCCUCUACUCCAGGAGGCCCUAUGAAUCGAUCUGAUGAUCCUUAUGCUUUCUCACCCCCCACACCACGCCCUGUGUCUGAGUCUUACAGUCCCCGUUCUGCUGGAAAGGCAGAACUCUCUCCCCAGCAGGGGGCUCAUCGCCCUAUGGUUGGAGACCCUUAUUCCCAAAUGUUACCAGGAAAGGGCCCAAUGCCUGGGCAGCCAGGGCCACCAGGGCCAGAGGGAUUUAUCCAGCAUCCCAACAUGGCAGGAGGUCCACAGCGGUCGAUGCCUGGUCCCCAAGGACAACAAGUCCCUUCAGCAGACUCUUUUGGGAUGCCAGUACGCCACCCAUUUCGAGCACCAGUGCCACCCACUUCACAAGCCAGACCACAUGGCUACCAGGAACCUCAUAUGCCACAAGGUCCACAUCAUCAUGGUGGCAUGGAGCCACCAAAGGAGCCGUCUGUGGGUGGCAGUGGACCAAUGAUGGACAAACACAGAGACAUUCACCCACAGCAGCUGAGAGACAUCCUGGCUGAACAGACGAGGAAACGACAGCAAAAAAAGGAAAUGAUCAAUAAACAGAUAGAGGAAGGAGCUCCAUCUUCUUGUCUUCCUUCACCUCAUCCAGGUGGUCCAGGUGGUUUCUCCCCUGAAGAGGGGCCACGAUUCCCUGGCCCUGGAGGUCCUGGGAUGGAUAGGUGGCCCCACAGCCAGCAGAGACCUCCUCAGCCAAGACACUUCAGACCUCCAGAUAUGGACAUGUUUAUUGGGGUACGACCUGGUGCACCUGGAGCAAUGAGACAGCCCCGCCCCCCUGGGCCAUUGUCCCAACACAGCCAGUUCUCACCCCGGGGUACUUCUCCUCAGAUGUCUCCUGUGGCGGGGCAACAUUCAGUGUUUAAGCCUCAGCUACUACAGUUGGUCCAGGAGCGUAUGCGUCAGGGUCAGCAGGCUAGCUCUGGCAAGCCUUCCCAACCUUCUACCCCCGGGGCACAGCCUGCUCCAGGUUAUGAGCAGUUCAGUCCAGCUGGUGACCUCCCAAAGAUGCCAUUUGACCCUAACAGGCCCCAAAGUCAAGGGCAAUCAGUAUCGGCACCCCAAGGUCAACAGCCAACUGUGAAACAGGAACAGAAAGAAGUAUUGCCAGGGAAAGCUGAGGAGACAGGAGGAAGAGUGGCCAAAACACAGAAACAGGCCAUGUCAUCAGAGGACGAGAAACAAGACACAGAAGAUGAGAAUAUAAGUGACCUACUGGACAAUGAUGGUUCAUUUGACAUAUUGAAGUAUGCUGAUCCAGAGCUAGAUUUUGAUGACCAGGGUAAAAGUAUACUUGAUGACCUUGUAGAAGAGAGUAAGACAGAAGAUUCAGAAUCUGAAGUUAAGAGUGAAAUAGAUGGACCAGGAUCCAACAAACCUGAAGAAAAGGAAAGUGCAGAGACACAGGAUUCCAUUAAGAUGGAAGAUGAUAAAUCUGAAACAGGCCCCAAGUCUGUAGCAGCCAUGGGAGCUGUUGAUUUCCAGGCGAAGUUCCUUGAAUUCAGUAAGAGGAAACAGGAGGAGCGCAAUGGAGAUGGCACUCCAGGUCCCUUGGAUCAGAAGCCCUCCAUCAAUGAGGAAAACAAAAACAAAAGUCAGAUUGCAGCCAUCCUACAAAAUACAGAACACAUGCGCCCACAAUUGGAUCGACGUGACUCGCAGAAGUCCGACAAUGGAUCUGUGGGAAAAGAUCUUCUGCCCCGCACACCAUCAGGGACCCCUACAGGCAUACCCUCAAGCCUGGGUAUGGAUCAGACUACUAUGGGGCAAUCUGGUUUACCACUGGGAUCACGCUCCUCUUACAAUUCAGGAAUGCCUUCACCUCUACAUCAGAUGGCUCAAGUAUACCCAGGUUCUCACCCACAGCCGUCACCCUCUUCUACAACAGGGAAAUACCCCCAGCAAAGUCCAGGAACACCAAGCCUACCCUCACCAAAAGUAUUACCAUCACCUAAAAGCAACAUUCCAUCUCCAAGGACACCAAAUGUUCCAUCACCCUUUAGUCAACAGUCUGGUCUUGGUGGACAGUUAUCUCCCUUCUCACAAGCAGUUCAGUCUCCAUUCUCUCCACCUGUAUCAUCAGCAACACAGUCUCCAUUUAGUGCACCUCCUGCAACAUCUUCAGCUCCUCAGUCUCCGUAUGGGCCUCCAGGAAGGACUCAGUCACCUUUCACCCUCCCAGUGUCAGGGAGCACAGGAAACAGCCAGUCCCCAUUUGGAGCCAUGUCGCAGCCGUCCCCUAUGUCAGCCUCACAGGCACCAGGCCAGCGAUCUCCCCGUGGAACCAUCACUCCCACCAACCAGUACAUGCAAGGAACAUAUGGUCAGCCAAUGAUGCCAGUACCACCUAGGGGUGCAACGACUCUUCAGCCCACUCCUAAUAGCAUCCUGUAUGGUCAGUCAUCUGCAGCCCAACAAAUUAACAAAACCCAAACAGGAAUGUCUGGACCCCGAAUGCCUUUCACAUCACAGGGCAUGCCUCAGCAAGGUCCACCUCAGUCAGUAGAUCAUCAACAUCAACAGCAGCACAUGGAGAUGACCUCACCAGGUGGAACUCCCGUAAUGAGAAUGCCAAGGACAUCCCUUCCAGAGGGCAUCGGAUCAGAACAGGCUAUGCAGUUUCAAAGCCAACAGCAGAUUCCUGCAUCCAUGUACCAGGGUAACAUGCAGGGCCCUCGGCCUCAGGGUGGUAUGAUUGGAGCACCAGGGCAGAGUCAGCCUCCUCCUGGACACCCAGGGAUACGUAUGCCAGGGAUGAGACCCCCUACUCCUACAGCAACAACAACUGCUCAGUCCAAGGUCCGACUCCUACAGGACCAGCCCUUACUCAUACAGGACCUGCUCGAUCAGGUACUGGAAAAGAAAUCCUUGGUCAAUACGCAGAAAAACGUUUUUGGUUCUGGCAUGCACUCCUGGAACCCAGAACAGGAGAAACAAGAACAGCAAAGACAAGCUCAGCAGCAGGCAAUACUACACCGUCGUGACAAUCCAAGUGGCAUUGAAGGAGUACCACCAGGUAGUAUGCCACAAGGAGUUAUGCCACAAGCAAAUAUGACACCAGGGGGUAUGCAGCCGGGUGCAAUGCCGCCUGGAGGUAUGCCACGUAUGGAGGGCAUGCAGCGCCCCCCAGGCUUUCCUAUGCAGGGAUACCGUCCCAGGAUGGAACAUCCACCAGGUGACCCCAACCAGUGGCCACGUAUGUUUGGCCCAUCAGAGGGUGGUCCAGCUCAGCAAGGUAAACCAGGCUUCCCUCCAGGUGUCCCAGCGGGUGUACGCAUGCCAGUGCAGCAGAUGCGGCAGUUUGCUCCAGGCGUCCCACCUCAGCAGGGACCAGGACCAAAUGCAGGAGGCCCAGGCAUGGCCCCACCCCCUCACCCUCCACCAGUACCACCCAUGCAAGGUGAACUGAACCCAGAGUUGGAGCGCCAACACCUUCAGUAUGAGGAAUGGCUCAUCAAACAAAGCCAGUACCUGGAGAUGCAGGUCAAGGCACUGGAACAACAAAUUAAUAAGUGCAAGCGUACCAAGAAAGCAAUCAAUGCCAGAGGCAGAUCUGCCAAGAAAGCCAACAAAGAGAUACCUAUCCAGGAUACACAGGAGCUGGAGCGAGUCACACAGGAACAGUCAAUGCUUCAGAAGCAGCUGGAGGGCCUACGCAAACAGUUCCGCACACAUCAGAUGCAGGCCCAAGAGUACAGGACUAAAAAGAGAGAACGGUUUGGUCUACCAGUCCAGCCCCCACAACCUUCUCAGCCCACGUCUUCAACAGGAGUGCCAGACCCAGUCAUGGGAGGGCCACUGCAGCCUCGUAUCCCUGGUGGACCUGGCACAAUACGACUAACUGCAUCUGCUCGCCAGGAAUAUGAUAACUACAUGCAACAACGACUUCGUCAACAGCAGCAGCAGCAGCAACAGCAACAGAUGGGUGCUCGUCCACCAAUGCACACUGUUGUUGAGGACAAUAACCCAUUCAGUGAAGAAUAUUUAGAGAGAGAACAGAUCCAG